Symbiodinium sp. CCMP2592 is the source of this 2211-nucleotide messenger RNA. Lineage: Eukaryota; Dinophyceae; Suessiales; Symbiodiniaceae. The record is from the annotation of a GenBank genome assembly.
AUGCUGCGAGUCACGCUGCUCUCAGGGGAGGAGGUACAAGUUCCUGUUGAGGAGCUGAGCGAUGUGAAAGCCUUGAAGCACCGAUUGCAUUGGCGGCACGGCCUCCCGCCGCCCUUCAAGCAAAGGCUGCUUCACGAGGGCAACACCUUGGAAGAUGCCGUGAAGCUGGACUCAGUGAUGGAUCUGCAGGUGGUGUCUGUGACGUGGUGCGAGGCUUCCGAGGAUCAGCGGAGAGCACUGCGUGAGGCGCUGCUUCGUGACGAAAGCAGUUCCAUGGCAUCUGAGGUUGAGGCUCUGCUGCAAGUCCCAAUAGACCCGGACCUCUGCAUCCAGAAGGAGGAUACUGCCUUGAUCCUGGCGACGAGAAACAACAGCAUCCAGGUCGCAGGGCUCCUCCUGGAGGCCGGUGCUCAGAAGAAUCUCCGGUGCGAACAUGGUCGUACAGCCUUGAUGGUGGCAGCACAAUUGGGUCGCCUUGAAAUCGUGCGACUACUCGUCGCGGCCGGUGCUGAUGUGGAUUUGCAGGACGAACGCGGCUUCACAGCGCUGAUGUUGGCGGCAAUCCAUGGCCUGCCGAAGAUCGCGAAGUUGCUCCUGGACGCAGGUGCUCGAAAACACUUGCGUGAUAAUCAGGGGCGUACCGCACUGAUUCUAACUCAAGAUAUCACUUGCAUGAUGGAAUCUGGAGGCGGCUGUCUGAUCCAGCGCUUCCUGCGAACUGAAGCGGGGCGCUUGACAGUCAAACGGCGGAGGCCGUCUGCAUGGUUGGGGAAGCCUUGCGUGGUCGAAACGCCGGGAUCUCGCUGGGACCUCGGUGUGAAUGGUUGUGCAUAUGUCGGUGCUGAUGCUCAGCAUACCAACGAGUGCGCAGCUGAUGGUGAUGCCACUGGUGUGAAUGUGCCGCCGGAGCAUUCGCCGAUUGCAGCACUGGGCGAGGAUAGUCCGACUCGUCAAGCACUCGCCAACCAGCGCAAUGAGUUGAUCGAGGUUCUCUUGCCGCUCAGCGAUGUGCCCAAGGAGCAGGACGAUGAGAGGGUGGCAGCUUUUGAGGAGCUGCUUUGUCCUGGCCUGCAUGCCAUCAGCUCGCUAACGGCGCUUCCCUUGGAGCUGCCAUCCGAGCUCUUCGCGGCUUUGGUAGAGCGCUCGCUGCAGGUGCUCUUCAUUGCGCUUCCUUCCGAAGACGCGGAGCCGUCGAGGGCUGCGUCGACUCGAUCUACCUCAGGUGACGGCAAGCUGGCGCUGCAGGGUUCAGACAGCAGCAGAAGUGAGGUGCGCUUGCAGGCUGUGAUCGGCCUCCUCAAGGCGCUGCUGUUCCAGGCGCACACCUGGCUGGGCAUCUCCCGUCUCAUGCAGGCUGUCCAUGCUGCUGGUGCGCGGAGCCACGUGGAGUCGGUACGUUGGACCUGUAUGCAGAUCAUCGGUGAGCUUUGCAAAGUGGCACCUCUCGUCGCACUGCCUGGUGAGGAAGACGAGCACAGGGCUGCAGGCCCCUCUGAUUUGGGCGACUGGUCCGAGUGCUUGGCGCUGCUUCUGCCACGCAUGGGAGACGGCUCCAAGGCAGUGGCAGCUGCUAGCUUGGAUGCGGCGCAGCAACUCCUGGCACGAUGUCCGUUUAUGCAAGGUGUUCGAAUAGGCGUGGCGGAGGAGUAUCUGAAGCUCCCAGAGGACGUCUCCGCAAUCUUUGACGAGGAACAGCCAGGCCUUGUCACCGAGACCAUCGAGUUGCGUGGGGAUCCUGUGCCCCCUUCUCAGCAACUCGUUGGAGCCCUUGUGGCCCGUUUGCCGGCUUCCGCCAUGCCAACGAUGGUGCAACAUCUGAUGCCCUCGAUGUACGAUGUUGACAACAAGGCGGCAGAGACAGGCGUCGACGCGCUGUACUUGAUCCUCGAGUCUUCCUGCGAGAAGAUGGACGCAGAGGCAGCUGCCAACGUGGUCAGCACCGUGUUCGAAGAGGUGGAAAAGGUCCGCCACAACUCCGUUCGCCAACUCGUCCUGUCAUGUAUCAAGGUCAUGGCUCUCCACCACUUUGAUGCAGUGAUGGAGGAGCUACUCGGCAUGGGUCCGGACUUCAACACCUCGAUCAUGGCUGCACUGCAGGUCAUGGCCAAGGAGAACUCUCUUCUGCUGAAGCUUCUGAAUCAUUUGACGGCACCUUGUCUGCACCAAUGCUUUCUUCCACAGACGUCGACAGACGGGCCCACAAAGCUUUGA